AUGACGAGCAAGGAUAUUGGUUGGGAACAUGGUAAACCUGUGGGUGGAAAUAGAAAAAUUGUGAGAUGCAAUUAUUGUGGAAAAGUAAUGCAUGGUGGCAUUACAAGGUUGAAAGCACAUGUCGGUCAUGUCACGGGACAAGUUGUACCUUGUCCAAGGGUCGCAAGAGAAGUUACAGAUGUAAUGAAAAUGCAUCUAAAGGCUGGGAAUUUGGGUGCUGGCACUUCAAAACCAAUGACUUCUGAAAAUAAAAGAGUAUUGUCACGUAAUUUCAGUGUCAGACAAGCGGAUGAAAUGACAAGCAAAGGAAUUGACUCACAUAUGUUUCCUUCUAAACAAAAAUCAGUCAAAUCAAUGUUUGCGGCGAAAAAUAUAAAAAGAGUUGGUAAGGCAAUUUCAAAGUUUUUUCAUUUCAAUGCUAUACCAUUUCAUGCAGCAGACAAUCCUUAUUAUCAAUCAAUGAUUGAUGAAAUUGCCAAAGUUGGUUCUGGUAUUAAAGGCCCUUCAGCUUAUCAAAUUGGAAAUGAAUAUUUAGACGAAGAAUUUGAAGAGCUUGAGAAAUAUCUUGGAGAUAUUUAUGAUAAAUUUUCAACUUUUGGUUGUACACUCAUGUGUGAUGGGUGGAGCACCCGUACAAAACAUCCAAUAAUAAAUUUUAUGGUAUACUGUGAUAGACACAUGAUAUACCAUAGUUCAGUUGAUUGUACCAAUGUCAAGAAAAUUGCUCAAUAUAUUUUCAAGUUAAUGGAUGAGGUAGUAGAGGCUGUGGGAGAAAAAAAUGUUGUGCAAGUUGUGACAGAUAGUGAAUCUAGUAUGAAAGCAGCUGGACAACUGUUGAUGAAAAAAAGACAAAAUCUAUUCUGGUCACCUUGCGCUGCUCAUUGUAUAGAUUUGAUGUUGAAGGAUAUUGGCAAAAUAGAUAAUGUAAAAGAAACUAUUGCUUAG
This is a messenger RNA of Coffea arabica (coffee), 945 nucleotides long. The record is from RefSeq and is a predicted model, not a curated record. Lineage: Eukaryota; Viridiplantae; Streptophyta; Magnoliopsida; Gentianales; Rubiaceae.